AUGGCCGAACGACAAAUGGAAGCCGCACAGCGGGCUCGUCGGCAACCCGAUUACGAUUCCGACGACGACGUGAGUUCGGUGGACAUUAAUUCCACUUCCGGACAACAACAGCAGCUGCAGCAGCAGCAACAGUUCCAAAUAUCAAGCUCGCUUUCUCCCACAAACGAACUAGAAUCCUUUGAUCCUUACCGACCGCGACAACAACCUGCAUCGGACGAAGCCUUGUUUGACGCGACUGCCUUUGAAUUAUCGUCCAUGAUGGGGGAGAAAGAAAUUAAAAAGUCAACUGUUCCAGGUGGGGCUGGUUAUUUGGAAAUAGAAGAAGAACCCCCAAGACCCGUACCAUUUGAAAUGUCAUUAGACAACAACGAACCCAUUCGAACGAGCUCUGGAUUGUUAUUGACGCAUAGACGGAACUCGCCAACUAGCACUUUCAACAAUAGAACAAGAGCAACGCCUAGAGGAAACAAUAAUACCACCGCAUAUGAUAGUUAUGUAAAACGGAGACAAGCCUUUGAAAUGGAAAAUGGGCUUCAUGGUAACCCUGGUGGUUAUGGAGCAUCUAGCUAUGGUCCUUCUGGAAGACAUUCAAUGGCAAUGUCACAAGGCAAACAAAUACUAUCGUAUGCAAAGGUGUGGAUCGUCGUAUGCUUUGGUGCAUUGCUCGUAACAACGGGAGCCUUGAUGCAUUCCUUUGGCAGCAAUGAAAUCGAGAAUGAAAGUGUGCAAAAGAAGAAUGAUGCUGCACAAGCAUCCAACCAAAACAUGGGUCAAUAUCAAUAUCAAAAUAAUGUGGCCGGAGGUCAGAAUGCUUACUACUAUCCAGUAUCAGAACAAGUUUUGUUGGUCCCAAUGGAGAACAUUUCUCAAUUGGCAGCACAACAACAGGGAAAUGAAAACUAUCCACCGAGGCGAAAGUUGGGAUUAUCACAAUUAGGACAUAAUCAACAACAUCAGCAACAUCAUCAUCAACAGCAUUAUGAGCACAUGUCUCUACACAAACUUCGAAUGGAGUUUGAAAACUGGAUGUCGGAACACAAGAAGAAUUAUCAUUCCCAUAAAGAAAAGGAACAUAGAUUUGCAAUUUGGUCACAGAAUCAUAAACGAACAAAAGAUAAAAAUCGAAGGCAUGGCCGUUGCAAAAUGACAAAACAAGAAGUCUUUGGCUCUAACCACUUGAUGGACUUGUCACCUGAAGAAUUUGUUGGCAAGUUUUUGACUGGAUACAAGGGGCCAAGAACCGAUGAAAUGCAUACCGCUAGUCUUGGUAUGGGCUUUCGUCGACUCGGAAAGCAACAGACUGGCAAGGCGCUAGAUCCAAAGGUUCAAAAAGCCAAGAUCCACGAAACAGUGAAACGACGAAUGCUUCAGCAACAAGAACCAGUCAUGAAAUCCAAGAUGAAUUGCAAAUGGUAUGAUGUAUCUUGUGUCUUGCGAUGGUUGUACAGUUCGAGUGGAAUGCAAUUUGGUCUGAUUGGAACCAUGGAACCAAAAUACGAUGCGGAUACUUACCCGAACGCUGUCGAUUGGAGAGAUUCUGGAGCAGUAUCGGAUGUGCGGUAUCAAGGUGAAUGUGGAGCAUGUUGGGCUAUCACUGCCGUUGAGACGGUCGAAUCGGCACACUUCAUCGGUACAGGAAAUCUCUACGACCUCUCAGAAGCCGAAGUCAUCACAUGUGAAACAAGUUGUAGCAUGUGUGAUGGCGGCUGGCCACAAAAUGCUUACCAGUACGUCAUGGACCAUGGCGGACUUCCGCUUUCCAAUAACUUUGCAUAUGAUAGUUACACUCUUUUGGAAAUGACGUAUGGCCUGAGCGGGACAUCCAGUUACUGGACCGAAGAUUCUGUCACUUCCAAGCGGUCGGAAGUGUGUCCAGCAGCUGACGAGGGUAACAAUGACAAAAGUAGCGGAGAUGAAUAUUACGACGGUGGUGGUGAGAAUAACAACUAUGGUGAUUACUCUAGCCAAGGUCGCUAUGGAAACAUUAAGGGCUUUGGAUAUGCAACCGAUCGUUGUAUUUGCUACUCGGAUGGUUCUGGGUGUGACUGUGACGACCAAGACGAAAGUACCGCAGUCAGAAAUCUGGCAAGUUAUGGCCCCGCUGUAGUCUGUUUGGAAGCUUCCCUUUGGCAAGACUAUUCUGGGGGAAUCAUCACAUCCGAUCUCGGUUGCGGUACUCAGUUUUUGGACAUGAAUCACUGCGUUCAAGUUGUUGGCUACGCGUAUACCGACAGCUCUAACAAUAAUGAUGGAGAAAACAAUGGCAACAGCGGGAGUGGCAGCCAAGAUGACUCUGCUCGAGAAGGAUAUUGGAUUGUACGAAAUCAAUGGGGUAAUAGCUGGGGCAUGAAUGGCUAUGCGUAUGUUGCUAUGGGUGAAAACACCUGUGGAAUCCUAAACGACAUGACUCAAGCCUACCUUUAA
This is a messenger RNA of Cylindrotheca closterium, 2424 nucleotides long. NCBI's taxonomy places the organism in Eukaryota, Bacillariophyta, Bacillariophyceae, Bacillariales, Bacillariaceae. The record is from the annotation of a GenBank genome assembly.